Sardina pilchardus (European sardine) is the source of this 5665-nucleotide messenger RNA. It is a transcript of the gene rgl1, whose product is annotated as ral guanine nucleotide dissociation stimulator-like 1. The transcript has 18 exons. Gene Ontology annotation, molecular function: guanyl-nucleotide exchange factor activity. Gene Ontology annotation, biological process: Ras protein signal transduction; positive regulation of GTPase activity. The record is from RefSeq and is a predicted model, not a curated record. Bases 752 to 3175 code for a protein of 807 amino acids. Lineage: Eukaryota; Metazoa; Chordata; Actinopteri; Clupeiformes; Clupeidae. Gene Ontology annotation, cellular component: plasma membrane.
GAGAAGGAUGGACAAUAGACUUUAAUCACUCAUGUGGCCAGAGUUGAGUGGCUGCCAAGCUCACUGCAUAUUAGACAGGCAACAGAAGAGCGUGCGCGCGUGCAUGCUUGUGUGUGUGUGUGUUUAUGUUAGUGAGUGCUUAAGGAAGCAGUGUGUGUUCGUCACACAGGCACCCACGCAGACGCACACACACUCUUCAGGGGAAGCCUGCGUCAGCUGCCUCACACGCUGCUUAGACUAACUCAGGGAUCUCUGCCACACACACUUGCUCAGGAAAACCCAGCAGGAGAGGAGACCCAGCACCGGCGGCGAAGUAAACAGACUUAUCCUGAGACGAACACACUGCGCACUACACACACACACUCUCUCUCUCUCUUGCUCACACACACCUACACACCCACACACAGACACACACAUACACAUACACACACACACAGGGAGCCGGUGCCACCGUUGGCCAAAUAUCACACCUCAGCCAGAGGGAAGAGUGAAGAGAGGAAAAGAGAUUGAGGGUCCGAGGAACUUGACCAGCGAUCCACCGUCACCGUCUGCCCGGUGCUGACCUGUUCCGCUGAUCUGCUCGCCCACCAGAGCACGUCUCACCAGGACCGCAGCCACCAGACCAGAACCACCACCAGAACCACCGGACCGGACCCACCUGCAGAACCAGAGCCUCUUCGCCACCCUGCCUUCCAGAGUAGAGUAUGUCCUGCCGGCUUGGCCACGGACCCAGCAGCGCCCGGUCCCAGGCAUGAUCUCCCACUACCCGCUGACCUCCCUGCUCCCCUGGACGCCCGUGCCCCACCUGGAGCUGGAUAAGGCCCUGCUGGACGGGGACGGAGGGGUGGCCCUGCAGAGGUACCAGCCUCGCUCCCCCGAGAGCAGCCCGCGACACUGGAGCUCAGUGCAGGACUGGGGCGAGGAGGUGGAGGAGGGGGCCAUCUACAAUGUGACGCUCAAGAGGGUGCAGAUCCAACAGGCGGCGAACAAGGGAGCGCGAUGGCUGGGGGCGGAGGGUGACCGCUUGCCCCCUGGCCACACGGUCAGUCAGCUCGAGACGUGUAAGAUCCGCAGCAUCCGCGCCGGUACUCUAGAGCGGCUGGUGGAGACGCUGCUGACCGCUUUCGGGGACAACGACCUGACCUACACCAGCAUCUUCCUGUCCACCUACCGCGCCUUCGCCAGCACACAGGCCGUGCUGGAGCUGCUGCUGGACAGGUACGGCAGUGUGGAGGACCGCGAGGGCGAGAGCAAUCCCAGCAGCCCCUGUGAGACGCGUGGAGCCGUCAGGAAUGCGCUGGCCUCCAUCUUGAGAGCCUGGCUGGACCAAUGUCCCGAGGACUUCCAGGAGCCGCCGGACUACCCGUGUCUGCAGCGCGUGCUGGACUUCCUGCAGAGGGCGUUGCCCGGUUCGGAGCCCCUGCGUCGCGCCCAGAGCCUGCUGGAGCAGCUGAGGAGUCAGGCCAGCCUGGACACGGAGACAGACGGAGGUUUCCAUGGAAACAGCUCGUUCUGCCUCGGGGAGGACUUGGACGUGGAGAUUGAGUUGCAAGAGGACUUCCUGUCCUUCGAGUCGGACCUGGUGGCCGAGCAGCUGACCUAUAUGGACGCACUGCUGUUUAAGAAGGUGGUGCCGCACCAUUGCCUGGGCUCCAUCUGGUCUCAGCGGGACAAGAAGCAGAACAAGCACAGCGCGCCCACCAUCCGCGCCACCAUCGCCCAGUUCAACGCCGUGACCGCCUGCGUGGUCAGCACCGUGCUCCGCCGGCGCCAAGUACGGCCGCACGCCCGCGCCCGCUGCAUCCAGCACUGGAUCGACAUCGCACAGGAGUGUCGCAUUCGCAAGAACUUCUCCUCUCUUCGAGCCAUCGUCUCAGCCCUGCAGUCCAACCCCAUCUACAGACUCAAGAGGACCUGGGCCUGUGUGCACAAGGACAGAAUGCAGAUAUUUGAGGAGCUGUCGGAAAUCUUCUCCGAUCACAACAACUACCUGACCAGCCGGGAGCUCCUGAUGAAGGAGGGCACGUCCAAGUUUGCCAGCCUGGACAGCUGUGCGAAGGAGCACCAGAAACGCUCCCAGAAGCGCCUGCAGCUGCAGAAGGAAAUGGGUGACAUGCAGGGGACAAUACCGUACCUUGGGACGUUCCUCACGGACCUGACCAUGCUGGACACAGCUUUGCCGGACUUUGUUGAGGGCGGCCUGAUCAACUUCGAGAAGAGGCGCAGGGAGUUUGAAGUGAUUGCUCAGAUAAAGCUGCUUCAGUCCGCCUGCAACAGUUACUGUCUGAAUUCCAACCAGGCGUUUCUGCACUGGUUCAGUAGUCAACCUCAGCUCACUGAGGAAGAGAGCUAUGGUCUGUCCUGUGAGAUUGAGGGGCUUGGAGACAGCAGUCCAACGUCACCCAAACCUCGCAAGAGCAUGGUGAAGAGGCUAAGUCUGCUAUUCCUGGGAACAGACACCACCACAUCGAAUUCCCCAGUCAGGGAAACACCACGCUCGCCCCCUACUGGAAGCUCAGGGGAAAGCAUGGACUCCGUGAGCGUGUCGUCCAGUGACUCCAGCCCCUCAGACAGUGAGGGAAUGACUCCCACACACUCCUCAGAUACCCAGCUAAAGAAGCUUUCAGAAUCCUCCUCCUGUACCUCACUGCACUCCAUGGACACGACUUCCUCCUCGGCCAGCAACCCCCUGAGCCUGGCGUCCCCCACCCAGCCCUCGGCGCCCCACUGCACCCACCGGCGCUCUGCCUCCCUCACCCCCCUGUCCCCCACCUCCCCCCUGCCCCCCGCCUACAACACCCAGGCCCAGGAUGCCUGCAUCAUCCGCGUCAGCUUGGAGCAAGGCAACGGCAACCUCUACAAGAGCAUCAUGCUGACCAGUCAGGAUAAGACCCCAGCGGUCAUCUCUAGAGCCAUGGCCAAGCACAACCUGGAGGAGGAACAAGCCGAUGAAUACGAGCUGGUGCAGGUCAUCUCGGAAGAGAGAGAGCUGGUGAUCCCUGACAACGCCAACGUGUUUUACGCCAUGAACACCUCAGUCAACUUCGACUUCCUGCUGCGCCUGCGCGGCUCGGAGGGCCGGGCGGUUCAGCUGCGCAGUCGCUGCAGCUCCACGCUCCCCCGCGCACAACAGCGCAGCAGCCUCUCGCUCCGCCUCAGCAAGGUCACCUUGUGACCCCCCUCCCCCCCUCCCCGGAGGUCGGAGGUCGGAGGAGACGGAUGGACCCAAGGGUGGUGUGUGAGGAGGUGUGGGUGGGAGUUUGGACCGUUUUAACUACAUAAGCUGGAGACGAAGGGUGGCAGAUACAGCCGAAGAUUGGAACUCUUUGAGGUGUGAUGGAGAUGCUGAGAUGUUUUUACUCUUAUCCCCCUUUAAGUAUGUCUGCCUGCACAAGCCUGCCUCUCUGCUCUGGCUCCCACACCCAGCUUCACCUCCUGCCCUGUAGUAGUCUGUGCCUUCCACAGCCGCCUUAGCGCUGGAACUCGCCCCCAUCAUGGACUGGAGGAUGCCCAGUUAGCCACUGGCCCCUGGAUGGACACGGCCCCGGAACAGGGUCAGGUCCGUUUUUGGUUCUGGCUAGCUGCUAUCUGGUUAGGUGAGCUGUGGAGGAGUUUAUGAGUGACCCCCCCUCCCUCUGUGGAGGUUGGCCAUGUGGGACUGCGGUGAAGCAUACAUAGUGGGGAGGUGGUGGGGGGUGAUGAAGACUCCUUCCAGUCACCUCUCCGGUCACGCCCUCCUUCCCAUGGUGGGCUGUUUUUGGUUUGCACAUGUGCAGGAGAAGCUUCCUGCUUACCGUCAGUAUUCUUCUGCUUUUUAAAAAAGAAAAAAAGAAAAGGAGACACUUCCCUCGUUCCUCCCCUCCCCCUCUCUUUCUCUUUCUCCCUCUUCUGUGAGCACCACAAGUCUGCCAUGAGCAUGGAGCACAAGCUGAAGAGGACCGACAGCAGAGAGAUGGAGGUAGAUGGAGAAGGAGACUAUUUUCACAUCUGUUGCCUUGAUGAUGAUGAUGAUGAUGAUGAUGAUGAGCUCAAGCAGGACACAUUUCAGAAAAGACUGAGCUCAGCUGUGCCUUGAGCGAUGAAGGCGGAGGAGAGCAGGAUGUUUCUAAAGAGACUGAACUCAAAUCUGUUGCCUUGAGCAAUGACGGUAAUGGAGGAGGAGAUGCUUCAGAAAAAAGACUGUCCUGAGAUCUGUUGCCCUGAGCGAUGGUGCAGAUGAGUGGAUGAACUCUCUCUCUCUCGUGUCCCUCUCAUAUUAGAAAGGGGAGCCUGAGGAACCCUGUGAUGAUGAUGAUGAUGAUGAUGAUGAUGAUGAUGAUGCCAUGUUGCUUGCCGUCCGCUCCGUUUGUGCACCAUGUGGACAAGCGCGGACCCGUGCCUCUCGUGUUUCCUGCGAGCUGUUUGACGAAUGCAGUGGAGAUUGUGUUCCGAUUGGUUCCUACUUGGUUAUAACAAGUCCCAUUCUUAAAUGUAUAUUCUUUUAUUUUCUCUCUCUCUCUAUUUCACCACUUUUUUGGGUGUUUGUCCUGUAUUAUGUUCUCCUAUGAAGGUUGUAGCAGUCACACCAGUUGUUGGUGGGAUGGAUUUAUAACUGGUAUCCUGGAACAAGACACCUGCCUGGGUUACCCAUCUGUAUCAGAGUUGCACUUGCCAGACAGACAAAAAGAGGCCGUGGGUAUUCCCUGCGAUCGCCCCCGGUCUUCCACUCAUUCUCACAGUAUGAAAGAAAUUGUAUUGUAUUAUAUAUAUAUAUAUAUAUAUAUUCUAUUCUUUGUUUUAGUUUUUUUAUGUCAUUUUGUAACACGCAGAGAAAGAAUUGUAAUUCUUAAGAGAGUGUGAGGAGAAUGAUGGGAUGUUUUUAAUUAGUCUCUUUUCGGUCAACCGAAGCCGUGUCAAAACAAUUAAUGAGAGUAUGCUGUGAAACAUGACCGGAAGCAGACAGUAGUGUUAUUCAGUGUGUGUGUAUUUCAAACACAUUUUCGGUGAAGAGGUUUCCUUGCCACACACACCUCCCCCUUACCACUCAAUGGAGUCCCUUAAUUCAAUGAAAUGGAGUCCCAUGGCGCUCACAACCUCUUGUCAUAACACUAAAUCACUUGUUCAACCACCCCCCACUCCCCUCCAAACAUACACACAGUGUUCUGUUUCUCUUACAGCAGUCAGUCAUUUCUCAGUGUCACUGACUCCCAGUGCACACACUCCAAUCCAAUGCUAUUCACCUCUAGCGUAUUAUAGUCCCUCCCCUCCCCCAGUGACUCUUGGAGCCCUUCAAGAACUCGAGACUGACACUAAUUCUGUUAUGUUUAUGUUGCUCUGCUGCCGCUGCCGCUGCUGCUGCUCUUGUUGACUGUGCCAUAUUCACACAGAUGCUUGCCUACCUGAUGUUUUCAUGCUAACUCGAGUAGCCUAGAGAUGCUGACAGUGACCCUUUCAGGCGCAUACCAUCUAUGUCUGCCUCUCAGCCAGCGCUUGGUGGAAGCAGUAAGGCUUCACUGGGCUGCACUGGAGUGAGGAGGAGAAGAGUCUUUACUGGGUCAUUGUCACGUGUUUGAUUCAAUGCAGCACUUGUGGAUUUUCCUCAAUUCUCUAUUUUGAGUCUUUUCUUCACUGCCAAAGAAUUCUCUAUCUACAAAUGUCAAUGAAUAAAUUAUUAUUAUUAUCAUUA